Stylonychia lemnae is the source of this 1530-nucleotide messenger RNA. The record is from the annotation of a GenBank genome assembly. Lineage: Eukaryota; Ciliophora; Spirotrichea; Sporadotrichida; Oxytrichidae.
AUGUACAAGAAACCUGAGAACCAAGUAUUAAAACAUUUACAGCAAAGAAUUCAGUCAAUAAAAGAAGAAUCUAAAUAGUCAGAAUUCACUUUAGAUGUUGCCAAGGAAGCAAUAAACGAAUCAUUUCUAGCAGUGAUAAAUAACAUUAUAACCUAAGAUUAAGAUAUAAAUGUCAAUAACUAGAUUGAUGUUAGGCAAGAGAUUUAACACUAUGUUCAACAAUAAAAGAAAAAGAAAAUCUUAAAAUACUUAGAGAGCCAUGUUAAUCAGGAUUUUUACCUUAGGAAAAAAUCAGUUCUUCCAGAUAUAUCGAGGUCUAUCCUCGUAGAUAAGAAUUUUUUCGCAGAUGAAGAAUAGUUUGACAUAAGAGGAAAACACCAUAGUUUGUCAAUAGAUUAUUCAUCAAAUAAUUUGAAAUAAAAACUUAAAAAGGGUAAAAGAUGGUAUGAUAUGGUUUAACUAGAAAAGCAACAGCAUAAUUAAAGGAUGUAGUAACUUAGAGAGCAAGAGGAUCAUAAAAAGCUUCUUGAUGAGUAAGAGCUUUUCAAAAAGCAGCAGGAAGAUCAAAUUCGUGAAAUUGAGCACAGACGCCUAAAACUUGAAUAAAAGGCUAGAGAGCGUCACUAAAGAGAGAUCGAAAGAAAGAAUAAAUAGAAUAUUGAUGAGGAAAGACUGAAGAAUGUUGAAUAUAUGCAUGACAAGCUUGAAGAUAAAUUCAAUAAAGAGUAUGUUUAUAAGCAAAAGGAAGAGGAAAUUAGGUUUCUUGAGGAAAGAAAGAAAUUUAUGAGCGAUCAAAAGAUGUCUAUUCAUGAGCUUAGAGAUCAUGAAGCUAAGUAUUUCUUAAAACUGAAUGAAUUGAAUUAUGAAAAAGAGUAGAGGAGAAGGUAAGAAAGAGAAAAACUGUUUGAAAAAGUACCCAAAGAAUUCUCUGUAUCUCCUCCAAGGACUAAAUUCCACACAAUAAUCAUUGAGGAAGAAUUGGCUCUAAAGCAAGCUAGAGAGCUUCAAUUAAAAAGCAUUCAAGAGAAAAUUUAGAAACGAGUAAUCUAUGCUAAAUUUAUUAGGGAGGAGCACCAUUAAUAAACUCCAGAUACCUAAUCUUAAGAAUAAGAUUUAACGCCGACCACAGUUUUUACUAAAAGUUAAAGAAGAAAUGAUCAUCAUCACCUUAAGAAAAAUGUAGAGAACUUAAGAGUAUCCGUUAAUCCAAUGAAAAUAGACUAUCUGACUAAAAUGAGAUUGGAUAGACUAAAUAAUGAGAAAGAGUCUGAUGGCAUUUCCAUUACAAACUCAAGCUUGUAGGAUAAAAGUUUUAUUCACCUUAAGAAGGAACUUAGCAAGUUAAGUGAGGAAAAAUAUUUUAGGUUUGAUAAUUUAACAUCUCAGAUAAAACUUUUAGAAGAAAAAGCUCUCAGAAAACAAAAGCUUAACAAAGUCAAGAAUAUAGACAAUAUAACUAAUAAUCAAGAAAUAGACAGCAUAUUGCUUCAAGCUAUUGACACUAAACUUAGUAUUCUCAACAAAAUAUGA